CUCUCUGAAACUCUCAGAUAUCAUCAUGGGGAAGAAGAAGUUCAUCGACAAGAAAAAGGCGGCGACUUUCGAGCUGUUCCCUCGUGAUACCUCAGACCCAUUAUACAGUGACGCUCCGGGAGGCGAUAAGAUAUUCUUACGAGUCGAUCAGAACCCUGUCAGCAUCCACGGUUUCACCGAAGAAGAAGGAGACACCUCAAAGUUCGAUGAUGCCUCUGAAGAAGGAGGAGAAGAUUUAGCUUAUGGGUACUCAAGUUUCGGUGGUUCGAGUAACCCUUUACCUGCUGAUGUAAGGAAGGAGAUUCUCGAGUUGGGUUAUCCUGAUGAUGGGUAUAACUACUUGGACCAUUUGAGAGAGAUUAAGAACACUGGUGGUGGUUCUAAUUUCUAUGCUAACCCUAAGUUUGAGGCUGAUUUCUUGCCUCGUGAUGUCAAGGCUUAUGAUGCUUCUCGUGUUAAGGUCUCUGGUGUGGUGGAUAAAGAUGCUGAUUAUGAUAAGUUGAUGUAUAGUGUUGCGUCCAAGACUGUUAAUGUUAAGGUGCAGAAGGCUAUUGAUCCUGAAGUGGCUGCUUUGCUUGAGGACAGUGAUGGCUCUGAGCUUGGUUCUGAUGUUGGGGAUUUGGAAGAGGAUUUUGUUGUUCAAGCUAAUCUUGCUCAGGAGGGAGAGGGUUCUGGUGUGAGGAGUAACGAGGUGGAGUUUUCUGAAGUGGCGAGAGAUAGACCUGUGGUGGCUGAGAACCACAGAGUUCCUCGUGAGAUUGAUCAGUUGUUUGAUCAGCUUGAACUUAAGGAGUAUGGAAGUGGGAGUGACAAUGAUGGUUACAUGGAUGGAGAUGGAGAAGUAGAUGAGGAAGACUUCACAGCUCGGAGCGUUGGUAAUCUUAUUUAUGAGAAGCCAAAAGAUUAUGAGCUUGAUGAGAAAUAUAUGAACCCUGCGGAUCUAUUGAAGAACAGUGACUCUGUGAAAGAUAAAGAGGAGCUUGAGUACAUCAUCCGCCGGUCUGUGCAAUUAGGUGAGAACUUGGUUAACAGCAAUGAAGAUGAAUUUGUGGAGGUGGUUGAAGAAAGCAGCGACGAAAGCGAGAAGUGGGAUUGUGAAACCAUAGUCACUACGUACUCGAAUCUUGAUAACCACCCUGGUAGAAUCUGUGAUCCAGAAAGAGCUAGGAAGAAGCUGAAUGAAGCAAUAGCUAAAGCAAAGAGUUUGAAUGGUGGUAGAAUCAUUACCCUCCAAGGCAAAGAGAAGCUCCCGGUCGAGUUUUUACCCGGUAGGAAAGCUGAACAAACCAGUGUGAAACCGAAAGCUGAGCCUAUCAAGAGGAAGACUCAUGGAGAAGAGACGAAAGAGGAGAAGAAAGAGAGGAAAGCUGCUGUGAAAACAGAGAAGAGGGAAGCAAGGAAGAUGAAGAAAGAGACAAAGGAGCUUUAUCGGUAUGAAACACAGCGUGCUCAGAAGGCUGUUGCUGUUUCUGGUCCAUCUUCUAUUCCUCUUUGAAAGGUAAAACAAAACGUAUCUCAUAGACCGUUAAGAACCCAGUGUUUUUUAUAUCAUUCCAUGUAAUAUUUUGUGUUUUUGUUGGUUUUUAUCUUGAAUCUCUUUUUGGAUGUGGACAUCUUUUGAUAUUUACUAUUACUAGUCAAGUUUAGAGAAAGUGAUAGAGCAAAAGAUCCAACAUGUGCAGCUUAUAUCAUGUUUUCACUAUUUAGCUGGUGACGUAUAAGAUCAAC
Molecule: messenger RNA, 1728 nt
Organism: Eruca vesicaria subsp. sativa (arugula)
Lineage: Eukaryota; Viridiplantae; Streptophyta; Magnoliopsida; Brassicales; Brassicaceae
Source: the annotation of a GenBank genome assembly